Metopolophium dirhodum (rose-grain aphid) is the source of this 3654-nucleotide messenger RNA. RefSeq lists its product as uncharacterized. Bases 502 to 2241 code for a protein of 579 amino acids. The record is from RefSeq and is a predicted model, not a curated record. The transcript has 3 exons. NCBI's taxonomy places the organism in Eukaryota, Metazoa, Arthropoda, Insecta, Hemiptera, Aphididae.
GCUUAACGGUUUGGCGAGGUGCGUAACGAUUGACAACGAACGCGAGCACUAUACUGGUGAGCAAAAACGGCUCGGACGGGCACGGAAUCACAGAACGGAUAUUGACGGCGACGGCGCACCGGUUCGCACAUAUACCGGACACACAGACGACAAAACGAGCGAUAUAUUUUGUCAAGACGGCUGAGGACCGGCGACUUUUCGACUUGCGACAAAAAGAUACUAGUAGACAGGAGGAAUAAUAUAUUGGAAUUAUGCAAUCAGUUUGAACCAGAAAAAAAAAAUUUCACUAACAAAGUGAGGGCAGUACUAAAUGAGCUACCAUUUGAAGUGAAGUGCAUAGACUCUAAAAUUGUAAUUGAAAUUUGCAAGAGGUUAGGACUAGUAUGAAAUGACGAUAAAUGGAAAGUACUAGCAUUGAAAAAUCAUAAUAAAGUAACUUUAACAUUGCGUUAUAUUUUUAAACUGGACAGUAAAAAGGUAAAAACACCAAUUGAAAAGGUAAUGUUAUAUGAAAAUAUUGGACAGGUGUCUGUUGGUGAUGAUUUUUUGUCAAGUUCUAGGUUAAUGGAGACGAGUAUAACAAUAAAUGAGAUACCUGAACAUGGAUCUUUAUUGUUGAAACCAAAUCUCGAGGAGUCGAAUGUUGAUGAAUUUAUCACUCCUACAAAACGAAAUGAAGCUAUUGGCAUUGUGGAAUGUGUUAAUGAUCAACUAUUAACACAUGAUAGCAACAAUGAUAUUAAGGGAAAAAUAUCACAGGUGGAAAAUUUAAUUACAGAUGAAAAUACUCCUAAGAAAAAGGUUAUGUAUGGUUCCAAUGCCGAACAGUUAUCUGUUGUUGAUGAAACUUUAUACAAUUUUAGGUUGAUACAGAGAAGUGAGGACAUUUUAGAAGUUGCAUCUAUCUAUUCGUCCAGUAUAGAGAAUAUGUUGGACACUUUUAAUGAUACUGUAUUGUUGGAACAAAGUCCUAAAGAGUCAAAUUUUGUGUUUGUGACUCCUACUCAAAGAAAUGUUACACAAACUCCUAGAAGAAAAUUAUUUCAUGAUAAUAUAACUGGAAGUUCACUGUUUGAAUGUAAUAGUUCAAUUGAUUUACUCAGAAAUACUGGUAAAACGAGAGACAAAUUUAUUAGUCCAAUAAAGAGUCCGUUAAAACGUUUAAAUGAUAGACAUUUUAAUAAAAGCCCUGGGAAGCUUUUACCACCAGGUUCUAAGAAUGUAUCUCCUCUAAACAUUAAAGGAGAAUAUUACGAAUGUAAUUUCAAAGAAGGAGAGUUUAUAAUUCCAAAAGAUGAAUGGAAUCAUAUAUUUGAAGAUGGAAAACUAAAUACAAAAAGGUAUCCUGGUGUUCACAGGAAACAUCUUCAAGAAGUGAAUAACACUUGUAUAUUGUAUAUUAAAAAGCUAGAAUACAUUAAGACUGAAAAAUCAAUGAAGCUGAAUAUGUAUUGUAAACAUGGUGGCUGUAAGAAGUUCAAACUAUACAUUUUGCCAACUGAUGAAGAAGCAAUUGUUGAAGUUUACAGUACAAGUAAAAACUUUAAUCAUAAACCAGAUGCUCGAUACACUACUCAAAUUAGGGGAGCUGAGCGAAAAAUUAUUGCAGAAAAAAUUAAAGAGAAAAGUGCUUUUAAGUAUAGACAGGAAUGUGUAUUAUCAGUUUCACCUAUUAAAUUAAUAGAAUGUGGAAAUUUGCAAACAAUUAAAUCUCCUUCGAUGUUAAGAAAACUGAAUAGUGAGCAACAGUUAAAAGGGGAUUUCAACCGAAAUGAUCACUUUGAUGUAGUUUUAAUGGCUAAAGAACAUUCCUGGUUGAAUAUGAAAGUUCCCGAAAGUAUGAAAGAGCCAUUCAAUGUAACAUGGGCAACCCAACAGCAGUUGGCAAUAGUUCAAAAUUUAUUUAAACAAGGUGUGUUAAAAACGAUUCAUGUGCAUUCAACAGGAUCAAUUGUUAGGCCCCCACAGAACUCAACAAAACUAACUAUUAAUUAUUAUGCUUGUGUAGUGCGUAUAAGUAAAAUUGAAACCGUAUGCCCAAUAACUGAUAUGGUCAGUGCAACGCAUGAUAGAGAAACUGUAACAGAAUGGUUGAAAUGUUUCAAAGAUCUAAUAAUUGUAAAAGAUCCAAGUAUCUGGCCGCCUUUCAAAAAUGUUGUAACUGAUUUCAGUUGGGCUUUUAUGCAUGGAAUGGUAAAGAAACAAUAUUUGAAUACCUGGAUAUGUGUCAUCGAAUAUUAACUGGAAAAGAAACAUUGUCAUAUAGCACAGUAGUUAUUACUUCUUGUACAAACCAUUAUGUUAAAAAUAUUCUGACCCAUGUUAAACGGUAUUAUCCAGAUGAUGAAAAAACAGCGUUUUAUAUCGCCAGAUGUGUUGGGUUAGUGUUUGAAAUGAACAAUUAUGAAGAAAUCAAACAUUGGUUUAAGUUGCUGUCGACUAUGAUCUUGUCAGACAAGUCAACGGAAAUGUGUAAAGCAGCAAGUAUGGAAAUGAAAUCAUACCUACAAACAAACAAUGGAUUAGUUGAGUAUGAAAUUUAAAAGUUUGAUGACGAUCAAAAUUACUCUUGUGGUAAAACCACUGAUACCUCGUAUUAUGCCGAACGAAAGAAAUCUGGAUUUUAUCAUGAUUUUAAACAAAUAUUUGACACUGUGAAAAAAAUAGUAAAUAUUCCCUCACAAGAUCAUAAUCACCUAGAUGUUAAUAGUAUGUAUUCAGAAGAGUACUUGUUACAUUUCCUUAUUGAAAAUGUGCCAUACAUACAUCUUAUUCAUCUGGAAGAACGCCAGAGUAAUGCAUCAGUAGAAAGUUGGUUUAAUUUAGUGAAAAAUCAUAUUUUAGCAGGCAAAAGAAGAAUGAAAUGUGGUAGGUUUAUUGAAAAUAUAACCCAAUAUGAAGCUCAGACAAUGCUUUAGACAGGUUGAAUUACAAAUACCUAAACGUAUAAUACCUAAACCUAAUACCUAAACGUGCCAUAAAAAAAAAGCUGAUUGUGACGAGGACAACCUGCAUUUAAAUACUCCAGAAACUUGGAGGAAGAAAGGAAAACGUCCAGCAUUCUUGAGAAACAAUAAUACAAUUUUAGGCAUAAGUUAUGGUGAAAACCAACAAAGUUGUUUGUCAUUAAAUAUACAGAGCCAAGAUACAACACUACAACAGGGUGUUGUAUUACAUUCAAAAGGAGAUGAGUUUAAUAAUGAUCAUCUCACUGUUUGCAGUCAAACAGAUCAACCAAUUGUGCGCAGUUUGGAUAUAGGUGAGCAAUUAUUUGAUAACCUCAGUGACGUCAGUGAUCACGGUUGUCUAUUAACAAGAGCAAAAAGUACAAGUCCACGAGUCAUUGAGAAUAUAAAUAAAACUGUUGUUAAUGCUUCACCUGUGGCUUCGACUGCCAAAUUCUAUCAGACACUUGUGGGCACGCAGUUGUAUGGGAAUCGUCCACUGAUAAGUCUCCAACAGGAAAUUACUUAUUUAUAUUUUUUAUAUUUAUUUAUGUAGGAUUCAUUUGCUUCUUCGAAUAUACAAGCUAAUGCAUGGAAUACCAUUUCUGAAGCGUAUAACUAACUGCAAACUAGUGGGGUAAAAACUAUAGAUGAAUUAAAAACGAUGAAUCUACUUUUAUACAAAUCGGCCAAAUCUGAAUUAAAUAAU